AUUAUGGCUUCCACACCAAUGGAUCUCGACGAUGCGCCGACAUCAGCAGCUACCCCGUCGCUGAAUAUCGCACGAACAUUGGGAGCCAAUGUGCCCAGCACCACAGCCGUCAGCGAAGUCAUCCCAUUGUACCGACCAACCAAACUGUUUCAGCGAGAUGAUAUCAAAGACGGAAAACCCCGGCCAUACGUGUUGUCCAUCGACUUUGACGACCCGGGCGAGCUUUGCAUGACGUCGGAGAGCGACGAGACUAUUCAAAUUUACAACGUGAAGGACGGCCGCCACGACAAGAGUUUGUUGAGCAAGAAGUAUGGCGUAAAGCUGGCCAAGUUUACCCACACGAGCUCGAGCAUCAUCUAUGCCAGUACCCAGCAGAAUGACGCGAUCCGCUACCUGGCGACCCACGAUAACUCCUUCAUCCGCUACUUCGAGGGUCACGAAGGUGCAGUCACCAAUCUCGCCCUGCACCCCGGCUCCGACAACUUCAUCUCGUGCAGCGUCGACAACACGGUUCGGAUAUGGAACAUUGGGACGAAGCAGUGGAUCGGCAAACUGCUCCUGAACACGCCAUACCUUUCGGCCUGGGAUCCGUCCGGAAAUGUCUUUGCCGUCGCCUCGCCGGCUAGCGGAAGCAUUCUUCUCUACGACUAUCGCAAGUACGAGAAGGGCCCAUUCUCCGUCUUUGACGUGCUGAAGGCCCGGGGGCCAGCCGAUGCAGAGGCUGCUUUUAGAGGCUGGACGAAACUUGAGUUUUCCAACGAUGGGAAGCAUUUGCUCCUGGGAUCGAAGGGCGACGGCCACUUCCUGCUGGACGCGUUUGAUGGAAGCCUGAAGGCGUACUUGAAGAAGCCGGGCGCCAGCACGAGGCGAUUGGCUCCGGGAGAGACCGACGGAGGCAACGUGGAGAGCAGCGGCGAAUGCUGCUUUGCCCCCGACGGACGCUACGUCUUGAGCGGUGCGAAGUCAGACCUUCUCGUGUGGGACACGCUCAUGACCCCCGGAAGCGACAAGGUACUUGAGCCGGCGCAUGUUCUGGAAGAGAAGCGUGAGAUGGCCGUGGUGGCGUACAAUCCCCGGUACAACAUGAUUGCAACAGCAGAUCAAGAACUCAUGUUUUGGCUGCCAGACCCCAAUGCAUAG
This is a messenger RNA of Thermothelomyces thermophilus ATCC 42464, 1140 nucleotides long. RefSeq lists its product as uncharacterized. Gene Ontology annotation, molecular function: protein binding; chromatin binding. Bases 4 to 1140 code for a protein of 378 amino acids. The transcript is spliced from 3 exons. The record is from RefSeq and is a predicted model, not a curated record. Gene Ontology annotation, cellular component: Set1C/COMPASS complex. Lineage: Eukaryota; Fungi; Ascomycota; Sordariomycetes; Sordariales; Chaetomiaceae.